This is a messenger RNA of Striga hermonthica, 690 nucleotides long. NCBI's taxonomy places the organism in Eukaryota, Viridiplantae, Streptophyta, Magnoliopsida, Lamiales, Orobanchaceae. The record is from the annotation of a GenBank genome assembly.
AUGGGCAGCUUGGAUAUUUCUAUAUCCAAACCCUCCAUAUUUCAAGCGGUGAGGUGGAUGUCGUCUUCAAAAGUCUUUGUUGGAGGAAUUUCGUAUUCCACGGAUGACUCGAGUCUCAGAGAGGCUUUCAGCAGGCAUGGUGAUGUUACGGAAGCAAGGGUUAUUGUGGAUCGUGAAUCUGGUAGGUCAAGAGGAUUUGGUUUUGUUACAUUUACUUCUCCUGAGGAGGCAUCUGCAGCCAUUCAGGCUAUGGAUCAACAGGAACUUCACGGCCGUCAGAUAAGAGUGGAUUACGCUAACGACAGGGCGCGUGGCUAUGGCGGCGGCGGUGGCUAUGGCGGCGGCGGUGGUGGCUAUGGAGGUGGCGGUGGCGGUGGCUAUAACCGAGGCUAUGGUGGUGGAGGUUACGACAAUGAUGGCGGGAAUUAUAAUUCCGGUGGUGGUGGUGGUGGUUAUGGUGGGAAUUAUAAUUCCGGUGGAUCGAAUUAUAACUCGGGUGUCGAUAGUUAUGGAGGUUCUGAUCGACAGAAUUUUGGCGGGAAUGACUUCCUUGGCGGCUCGGCUGGGGUUGGAGAUGGCUUGGACAUGAACAACAAGGACUUUGGUUUUGGUGAGGGUGAAGGGAAUAAUAAUAAUAACUUUGUUGGAGAUGGUGAUGACAUGGAUAACUUUGCUGAUCGGAGGAGUUGA